Molecule: messenger RNA, 879 nt
Organism: Caenorhabditis angaria
Lineage: Eukaryota; Metazoa; Nematoda; Chromadorea; Rhabditida; Rhabditidae
Source: the annotation of a GenBank genome assembly
AUGCAAAAAUUUAAAGGUCAGUUUAAAUUUUAAUGAAAAUAAAAAGAUUAUUAUCUUGAGGAUGUUUUUUCUAGACCACGCCACUUUUUUUUUGAUACGUACUCAGAAAAAACCCGCAAGUUUUGCCGACUAUAGUAUGUAUUUCGAAAUAUUUUAGGAUAAUGUGCCUUUUUUUUUGAGGUCCCAUUAAAAAUCGAAAAAGAGGAAUAUUCUACUAAAAUAAUAACAAAAUUUACAGAUAAUAAUUCAAAUGAUCCUGAGCUCAUGGAAUUGAGCCCUGAAUUGAAUGAAGACAUACAAAACAACGAAAUCAAUAAACGCAACAAUCACAUAGAACAGGACGACGUGGUGAUGGAUAUAGAACUUGAAAAUCCACCCAACAAUGGACCAGAUUCGGGUCACGAAGAAGAUAGUGCUGUGAAUCAAGAAGCAAUCAACGAGGAGUGGCAGUUGAUAAAGGAACGAAAUAUCGAUAUGUUAUGUGCGAUCUAUUUGAAUAUCAAAAAUCUUCUCAGACCACUCAAACCCAAACGGAACACACAUAGAACUUGUUUUGAAUAUAAAAUGGUUAGCAGUUAUGUUCGCACACUUGAAAGAUGUUGGAAUUUUUUGAAGCAAAUCACUGGUCAGAAUAAUGAGCCAUCAAACCUUCCUUUAGAAAAAUUGAUGGAUUUGACUCCCAGAAAUUGGAUAAACAAGGUCAAUCGUUUCAUGAUGAUUUUCGUAAGUUUCAUUUUAUUUAAGUUUGUUCAACUUCACAUUUUAAAUUUACAGAUGCAAUAUCCCAUCGCGUAUGCUUUAUUGGAAGUAUUGGUGGUCAAAGAACCUAUGUUUUUGAGAAUCUUCCAAAAAGUCAGAAAAAGUUAUCAUGCGAUGUAA